AUGAACUCCUACUUCGAGCAGGGCGGCUUCUACGGGGCGCACGGAGUGCACCAGGGCGGCGGUGGUGGCGACCAGUAUAGGGGGUUCCCGCUCGGGCUGACGUACGCGCAGCCGCACGCGCUGCACCAGCCCAGGCCCCAGGACUCACCCUAUGAUGCCUCAGUGGCGGCCGCGUGUAAACUUUACGCUGGGGAGCAGCAGUACGCCAAGGCGGACUGCUCGAAAGCGGGCGCCGAACAGCAGAACGGCUAUGGAAAGGAGGCGUGGGGCUCGGGCCUCGGUGCCCUGGUGAGGCCGGCCGCCUGCACCCCGGAGGCCCGGUACAGCGAGUCCUCGAGUCCCGGAAGGGCCCUCCCGUGGGGGAAUCAGUGCGCGUUGCCCGGAGCCGCCGCCAGCGCCCAGCCCGUCCAGCACCAGCCCACCAACCACACCUUCUACCCUGGAUGGCCAUCGCAGCGGAUUGGAGGGAGCAGCGGCGUCGUCAUUAACGCGGUGCGUGUGGUCGCGCGUCUCAUAACUCAUGUGACUCGA
Iphiclides podalirius (scarce swallowtail) is the source of this 531-nucleotide messenger RNA. The record is from the annotation of a GenBank genome assembly. Lineage: Eukaryota; Metazoa; Arthropoda; Insecta; Lepidoptera; Papilionidae.